Molecule: messenger RNA, 1277 nt
Organism: Eruca vesicaria subsp. sativa (arugula)
Lineage: Eukaryota; Viridiplantae; Streptophyta; Magnoliopsida; Brassicales; Brassicaceae
Source: the annotation of a GenBank genome assembly
CACAAACUAAAAACUAUUAAGAAAAAAUAAGUUAGGGGAAAAGAAAUCAGAAAAAAAAAGAGCUUUAACUUUUGGAAUUGGAAACACAACAAACACACACAAAAAAAAAACAUAAAGUCUCUAUUUUACCUUUUAACCCCUUCAAGAAUCAUCGUUUAAUUUCAGUGCCCCACGUUGUCCAUAUCUCUCUGCUCCUCUGUUUCUUCGCCCUCUCUCAGCUCUUCGUCUUUGUCAGAAAGAAAGAGUAAAUGGAGCUGUGGACAGAAGCUAGAGCCCUAAAGACAAGUCUAAGAGGAGAAGCUAUCAAGCAUCAAGUGAUUAUGUCUGAGGAAUUAAGCAGAACUUCUUCGGCUGAAGAUUUCUCCGUUGAGUGUUUCCUAGACUUUUCAGUAGAAGGUGAAGAAGAAGAAGAGGAACUUGUCUCUGUUACUUCUUCACAAGAAGAACAAGAUUGUUGUAUCUUUAGUUCACAACCUUGCAUCUUUGAUCAACUUCCUUCUUUGCCGGAUGGAGAUGUGGAAGAGCUUGAAUGGGUAUCUCGUAUUGUGGAUCAUUGUUCAUCACCAGAUGUCUCACUUCUCUUAACACAAACCCACAAAAGCAAACCAAACUUCUCAUCUCAAAUUCCGGUUAAACCAAGAACCAAACGGUCUCGGAGCAGCUUAACCGGUGACCGGGUCUGGCCACUCGUUUCAACAAAGCGACAUGCAACAGGAGAGCAGGGGAGGAUGAAGAAACAAGAAACGACCGUUGGGUUUCAAAGAAGAUGCAGCCAUUGUGGCACAAACAACACACCUCAAUGGAGAACCGGUCCGCUCGGUCCAAAAACCUUAUGUAAUGCAUGUGGAGUCCGGUUUAAGUCCGGUCGACUAUGUCCCGAAUACAGACCGGCGGAUAGUCCAACGUUCUCGAAUGAGAUACACUCAAAUCUUCAUAGGAAGGUUUUGGAGUUGAGAAAGAGUAAAGAGUUGGGUGAAGAAACAGGUGAAGCUACUCCUAAAGUCAGACCAAGUCAAAUUUGGCAAUAAUGUGGUUGAUAAGACUUAGGUAAAAUUUAAACCUACUUUUAACAUUAUCCUUAGUGUUUUAAUUUUAACAACUUGCUCCAUAACCUUUGAAGCUGUCUUGCAAUUAGUCUAUAUAAAAGGUUUCUUCUAUGAACAAGAUUAUGUAUUUUUUUAGUGAUGUGAGACCACCACCACUACUACUUAGAAUGAAUUUGAUCCAUGUGAAGUGGUGUAGACUUUUUGAAGAAUUUGGUAAAUUAUAAAUUAAGC